Messenger RNA from Dreissena polymorpha, 1299 nucleotides. RefSeq names its product microtubule-associated protein 6-like. Gene Ontology annotation, biological process: microtubule cytoskeleton organization. Gene Ontology annotation, cellular component: microtubule. The coding region runs from base 1 to 1299 and encodes 432 amino acids. NCBI's taxonomy places the organism in Eukaryota, Metazoa, Mollusca, Bivalvia, Myida, Dreissenidae. The record is from RefSeq and is a predicted model, not a curated record. Gene Ontology annotation, molecular function: calmodulin binding; microtubule binding. The transcript is spliced from 2 exons.
AUGUUUGAGCCGGAAUUUAGUGACUGUCAGUCAGAUUAUUCUAAAUCUGACUCGGACAGUGAGGAAUCUUGUGUCGAUACUCAAGAUGACCAUCGUGUUGGAAAUUCGGAUUGUCGAGACAGUGAACGGGACAAUCUGGGAACCUGCCAAGACUGUCUUCUUUACAGUCGAGACAGUGAGCGGGACAAUCUGGGAACCUGCAAGAAGAUUGUCUCCUAUACAGUCGAGACAGCGAACGGGACAAUCUGGGAACCUGCAAGAAACUCAUCCAAGAUUGUCUCCGAUACAGUCGAGACAGUGAACGGGACAAUCUGGGAACCUGCAAGAAACUCAUCCAAGAUUGUCUCCGAUACAGUCGAGACAGUGAACGGGACAAUCUGGGAACCUGCAAGAAACUCAUCCAAGAUUGUCUCCUAUACAGUCGAGACAGUGAACGGGACAAUCUGGGAACCUGCAAGAAACUCAUCCAAGAUUGUCUCCUAUACAGUCGAGACAGUGAACGGGACAAUCUGGGAACCUGCAAGAAACUCAUCCAAGAUUGUCUCCUAUACAGUCGAGACAGUGAACGGGACAAUCUGGGAACCUGCAAGAAACUCAUCCAAGAUUUUCGCCUAUACAGUCGAGACAGUGAACGGGACAAUCUGGGAACCUGCAAGAACCUCAUCCAAGAUUGUCUCCUAUACAAUCGAGACACUGAACGGGACAAUCUGGGAACCUGCAAGAAACUCAUCCAAGAUUGUCGCCUAUACAGUCGAGACAGUGAACGGGACAAUCUGGGAACCUGCAAGAAACUCAUCCGAGAUUGUCUCCUAUACAGUCGAGACAGUUAACGGGGCAAUCUGGGAACCUGCAAGAAACUCAUUCAAGGUUGUCUUCUAUACAGUUGAGACAGUGAACGGGACAAUCUGGGAACCUGCAAGAAACUCGUCCAAGAUUUUCGCCUAUACAGUCGAGACAGUGAACGGGACAAUCUGGGAACCUGCAAGAAACUCAUCCAAGAUUGUCGCCUAUACAGUCGAGACAGUUAACGGGACAAUCUGGGAACCUGCAAGAAACUCAUCCAAGAUUGUCUCCUAUACAGUCGAGACAGUGAACGGGACAAUCUUGGAACCUGCAAGAAACUCAUCCAAGAUUUUCGCCUAUACAGUCGAGACAGUGAACGGGACAAUCUGGGAACCUGCAAGAAACUCAUCCAAGAUUUUCGCCUAUACAGUCGAGACAGUGAACGGGACAAUCUGGGAACCUGCAAGAAACUCAUAUACAGUCUGUUCAUCACAGACAGUUUACUACAUAGCCUAG